ACUUUUCUUCACCACAAGCUGAAACAUGAGUUCAGUAAAGUCACUCGUGUUACUCCUGCUUGGAGUGGUAGUUCUAACCACUCCAGUUCUUGCUAAUUUCAACUUCAAACCACCCAUUUAUGAGCCUCCCCCAAUUGAGAAACCACCAAUAUAUGAACCUCCACCCACCUAUGAGCCUCCACCAACUGAGAAACCUCCUCCAUUAUAUAAGCCCCCAUUCUACCCUCCACCAGUGUAUCAACCCCCGUUUGAAAAACCACCCCCAGAGUAUCAUCCACCUCAUGAAAAACCACCACCAGAAUACCAGCCACCACAUGAAAAAUCACCACCAGAAUACCAGCCACCUCAUGAGAAGCCACCACCAGAGUACCAGCCUCCUCAUGAGAAGCCUCCACCAGAGUACCAGCCUCCUCAUGAGAAGCCUCCACCAGAAUACCGACCACCACAUGAGAAACCACCUCAUGAGAAGCCACCACCAGAAUACCAACCUCCUCAUGAGAAACCACCACACGAGAAACCACCUCAUGAGAAACCCCCACAUGAAAAACCACCUCAUGAGAAACCACCACCAGAAUACCAACCUCCUCAUGAGAAGCCACCACCAGAAUAUCAACCUCCACAUGAGAAACCACCACCAGAAUAUCAACCUCCACAUGAGAAACCACCACCAGAAUAUCAACCUCCACAUGAGAAACCACCACCAGAAUAUCAACCUCCACAUGAGAAACCACCACCAGAAUAUCAACCUCCACAUGAGAAACCACCACCAGAAUAUCAACCUCCACAUGAGAAACCACCACCAGAAUAUCAACCUCCACAUGAGAAACCACCACCAGAAUAUCAACCUCCACAUGAGAAACCACCACCAGAAUAUCAACCUCCACAUGAGAAACCACCACCAGAAUAUCAACCUCCACAUGAGAAACCACCACCAGAAUAUCAACCUCCACAUGAGAAACCACCACCAGAAUAUCAACCUCCACAUGAGAAACCACCACCAGAAUAUCAACCUCCACAUGAGAAACCACCACCAGAAUAUCAACCUCCACAUGAGAAACCACCACCAGAAUAUCAACCUCCACAUGAGAAACCACCACCAGAAUAUCAACCUCCAUAUGAGAAGCCACCACCUUAUGAGAAACCACCACCAGUGUAUCAACCUCCUUAUGAAAAUCCACCACCAGUGUACCACCCUCCUCAUGAGAAGCCACCCUUUUACAAACCUCCUUUUGAGAAACCUCCGAUUUACGAGCCACCUCCUUUGGUGAAGCCACCAUUUUACAAACCUCCGUUUGAGAAACCUCCGAUUUACGAGCCACCUCCUUUGGUGAAGCCACCAUUUUACAAGCCUCCUUUUGAGAAACCACCAAUUUACGAGCCACCACCAUUGGAGAAGCCACCGGGGUACAAUCCCCCACCGUAUGGUCACUAUCCACCAUCCAAGAAAACCUAAAAGCCAACGGCGAGCUGACAUGCUUUAGUCUACUCAAAGUUAGAGCACUUGUUUGUCAUAUAAAGUUUUUUGUUUGCGUUUAGGAAGCACUUUUAAGAUGUGAAGUACAAUCUGCUACUUCUGCAUGCAGUGUAUAGUUCUUAAAAAUAAAGGCUUUAUGCCUCUGUGUAAUAACUUCUAUUUCCCAGCUUUCAGCAACGGUAUUGUAAUGUCCAUUAUUAGUGGGUUAAUCUAUGGCUACAAUAAGAUUUUCUUUCUGCUUAAA
This is a messenger RNA of Cajanus cajan (pigeon pea), 1718 nucleotides long. RefSeq lists its product as uncharacterized. The record is from RefSeq and is a predicted model, not a curated record. NCBI's taxonomy places the organism in Eukaryota, Viridiplantae, Streptophyta, Magnoliopsida, Fabales, Fabaceae.